UAUAUUUUGUUAAUAUGUUUUUAUAAAAAUUUUUGAAAAAGUAUUAAAUGCUCUUCAAUUGUUAAUAAUACAAAAUGACAAAUAGAUGUUUAACUGUAAUAGCUGGUAUUUUAGAAGAUCCUACUUUUAAUCAUAUAUGUUUUAUUGCCGAAAGUUUAUCUACAUUAUUACCGAAUUUUUAUUAUAGAAGUAUUAGUAAAAGUUCUUUAAGAUGGGAAUCAUGGUUAAAAGAAACUUGUGAACUUUAUAAAUGGACUCACACUAAAUCUCCUCUAAUAUGGAGAGAAAUUGGACUUAGUCAAACUCAUGUAAAUUAUAUUGGGAGUAGUUAUCAAUUUUGGGAAUUGUUGCAUAAAUAUUAUAACAUCACAUCAUAUUUAAAUAAAGAAGAACUUGAUGCAUUACAAGCAGAUUUAUUAAUUGCUCAUAAUAUAAAAAGACAAAAAAGCAAACAUUUACAAGUACAAGAAAAAUGUCUUAGAAUAAUGAUAAUAGGAGCAGGAAGAUCGAUGUGUCCGGAUCUUGUGUCUCAGUUAUUAAUGACAAAAGAACUCUGGAUGACUCAUGGAAUUGUUAUUAGUUUGUAUGAUCAACCAGGAUGUUUUUUUAAACUUAGGAGAAUUUUCAAAGAUGCAAGAACAAUAGGUGCUGGUUUAAAUACAGUAAAUAUCGUGGAGAAUAUUCCUGAUGGAUUAAAAAAUUGUGAUAUAUUAAUUUAUCUUGAUAGUUUUAUGCGAGAAGAUAAUGAAGGGACAGACAAUUGGUUGCAACGUAAUUAUAAAAUUAUAGAAAAUUUAUCUGCAUAUAUAAAUGAAUAUGCACCUUCACAUAUGAAGAUAAUAUUUUGUUCAAUGAGUCUUCCAUGUUUUUAUGCUAAUAUUAUGCUUGAACUUGUUACAAAAUUAUCAAGUACAAAUAUUGUAGUUGCUAGUGCUCAUUAUGGUUUGGAACUUAUACAUACAUUUGUGAAUUCAUUAGGUCUUACUCACCAAAAUUUUGGUUGUCCACCUAUUUGGGGUUUUUUAGGAAUCAAUCAUUUUGUAGAUGUUGAUCAUAUGAUUCAAAAGUAUAAUAUAUAUUAUCCAUAUAAAAAAGUUUUAAAUUCAAAUAAAACUAUAAUACCAUCCAGAAUUAAAUAUUCAGAAUUAAGAUGGUUUUUUUACAUGGCACAUGAUAAAGAUCCAUAUAAAAAUCAUUUUAAACGUAAGGCCCUCGUUCGAUAUCAAGUAGGCAGAUCAGAAGAUUUUCCAAAAUGUAGAGCUAUUUGUGAUCUUUUGAAAUUAUGGUACAGCAAGAAAAAAAGCAUUGGAGAUGAAAUUAUAUCAUUGGGAAUCGCAUCUGAUGGUUCAUUUGGUAUACCAAAGGGAUUAGUAUUUUCACAACCAGUAUAUUUAAAAGAAUGUGAAGAUGGCACGCGAAAAUGGAUUCCUUUCAAAGAUUUUCCAAUGCCAAACAUGCCAAUUUCUAUAUUUCAAAAUUUUAUAGAUACUGCUAUUGAUAUUAAGGAAAAAAUAAUUAAAUUAAAAAAUGAAAUUGAUAUAACAAAAAUUUAAUUACUAAUUUGAUAAUUUACUUCUCAAGAAAUUCUUUUUUAUUAAAAAAAAUUACAAUUUUAUUAUGUAAUACAUAAAAACACUAAAUUAUUUAAAUUUAUUAUAUAACAUAUAUGUAUAUUAAUCAUUAUAAUAUGCAAAUAUAAUUAUUAAAAUUGCACAUAAUUUUAUAAGUAA
Molecule: messenger RNA, 1730 nt
Organism: Apis mellifera (honey bee)
Lineage: Eukaryota; Metazoa; Arthropoda; Insecta; Hymenoptera; Apidae
Product: putative malate dehydrogenase 1B
Exons: 7
Coding region: 75-1553 (492 amino acids)
Biological process (GO): malate metabolic process; tricarboxylic acid cycle; oxaloacetate metabolic process
Molecular function (GO): L-malate dehydrogenase (NAD+) activity
Source: RefSeq, a predicted model, not a curated record